UGGAGAACGGAGUUUGAAUCCUCACUCCUCCACUUGAAGCCAGCUGGUUGACCUUGGGUCAGUCACAGCUUCUAGCUCUCUCAGACUCACCCACCUCACAGGGUGUUUCUUGCGGGGAUAAUAAUAUACUUUGUAAACCGCUCUGAGUGGGUGUUAAGUCAUCCUGAAGGGCGGUAUAUAAAUCGAGUGUUGUUGUCGUUGUUGUUAUUUGGUCUUUAAGGUGCUACUAGACUAGAUUCUUGCUCUGCAUGUGCACAGAGGCGCUGUGGCUGGUCCUGUCCCUUCUCUAGUCAGUUUCCUUCUAGUCAGUUUCCUUUUCUAGUCAGUUUCCUUUGCGCUUCCGCCGGCAGCAGCUGGUCAAUUUCUGCGCGCCUCUCUCAGCCUUUGGGAGGUGCCCAAAGCAAGCCGGGAAUCCUUGGCCGGGGCUCCAUCGGGCACUGAUCCCCCCCCCUCGUGUUUGCAUCUUUCCAGGUCCCACCCCCUGCCCGGGAGGUUUCUGCUGGUGUCAGUUUCAGGGCCUCCCCCCCCCUUCCCCUCUGGGCUACAUAAGGAAGAGGCAUGCUCCGCGGGCCGAGCCCGGCCUGUGCCUGCGCUCCCGUCCUUUUGCAAUUGGGGGGCGGGGGACAGGGGGGUGCUAACCACCAGCCAUGCUUCAGCAAGAAAGCCAGGGCGAUGCGGCACUCACACGGUUAACUCUGGAAGCAGCCGUGGAUCCCGGGAAGAAGCCACAACAACCCGUUAAGGGGAAUUCCCCUUUGCCGCUACACAGGAAGAUCUGUUAUGCCAUCGGAAGUGCCCCAUACCAGCUUACCAACAACGCUCUUGGAUUUUUCUUCCAGCUCUUCUUACUCGAUGUUGUUCAGCUCGAGCCGUUCCUUGCAUCUCUGAUUCUUUUCCUUGGGCGAGUCUGGGACGCGGUGUCGGACCCGGUCGUGGGAUUUUUGGUCGGCAGGAGCCCCCGCAGGAGAUGUGGCAAAUUCAUCCCUUGGAUCGUUGGCUCCACACCUUUUGGGGUCUUCUUCUACUUCUUGCUCUGGCUUGUCCCUACUGAUGCCCCCUCCGUGUCACUGAAGUUAAUUUGGUACUUGGUUAUGUACUGCUGCUUCCAGACGUGCAUGAGUUGUUACCAUGUAUCAUACUCCUCACUAAAUAUGUUCCUGGGAGGGAAUCAAAGAGAACGGGACUCUGCCACGGCCUACCGGAUGAGUGUGGAGGUGUUGAGCACCCUCGUCGGAUCAGGCAUCCAGGGCGAAAUAGUUGGCAGCCACCACGCAAACAUGAGGAAGACCUGUGACACCGAGAACGGCACCCUGGCGAACGGCACCUUUCUGCUCACCCACAUGUUGGAGAAUACACGCAGGUCCUACAUGGUGGCCUCCGUAGUGCUUGGAUCUCUCUAUUGCAUUUCCUGCCUGGUCCUCUUUUUGGGAGUGAAAGAGCAGACAGGCCCCCUCAGCCCCUUGGGGAAGUCCAAGAUCCCCUUCUUCAAGAGCCUGCGGAUCAUCCUGAGCCACCGACCUUACAUCUGGCUUCUCGGUAGCUUCCUAAGUGCCUCGCUGGCAUUCCAGCUUGCCCAGGGGAUUUUUGCCUUCUUCUGCACGCAUGCAGCCGGGCUGCCUGACAGCUUCCCGUACCUGGUUCUCAUCCUGCUCGUGGUCGCCUGCCUCUCUAUCCCCUUCUGGCAGUGGUUCCUGGUCAGGUUUGGGAAGAAAACAGCUGCCUUUGUAGGCAUGUCGCUCUUCAUCCCGCCCGUCAUCGUCAUCACAUUAGUAACCCACAACUUCCUGGUCUUCGCCUUCAUGGUUGCCCUCGCGGGGUGUAGUCUGUCUGUUCUCUACUUGUUGCCGUGGUCUAUGCUUCCAGAUGCAGUGGACGACUUCAAGCUCUGCAAUCCCACCUGCCUCAACCUGGAAACCUUUUUCUAUUCCUUCUAUGUGUUCUUCAACAAGUUUGCCGGGGGAAUUACUCUUGGCGUUUCGACAAUGGGCUUACAUUUUGCAGGUUACAAAGCCGAAGACUGUGCACACAACCCCCAGGUCAUCCUCGCACUGCGGAUUUUGAUGGCGCCUGUUCCCAUAGCCCUGCUGCUCUGCGCCAUGGUCAUGUUCUGCUCCUACCCCAUCAAUGAAGAGCGGCGGAAGCAGAUCCAAGUCGAGAUGGAGGCUGCAUGCAGCCUUCGAGGACAGGCUGAAAGCCCGGAGUAGGAGACAACUUAAGCUCCUUCGCCCAUCUGGAGAAAAUGCGAUAAAGUGCUCACGCCUGGCUGCGACCGAGAAAUCAGCGCUGUUGCGGGAAAGACCUUGAUGCUUCUUGCUUCUGGUUUCUGUAUUGCAAAGGACAGAUCUUGGCUGUCUCUCUUGGCGCAUGCAGGGAUGCUCAAGAAAGCUUGCUGGCAACAAAGAAAGGAAUCUCACAGGGCUUGCCACUCCAUUGGACAGUUUCUUCUCAAUGUGCAGAGGAUGCUGUGGCUUUAACCGACAGAUCAACUGCUAAAAAAAGAUCUCUUUUUAUUGGAACAGAUCAGCAAGAGAUCGCCAAAGGUGGCUGUGGAGUAUCCUUCCUUGGAGGGAAGGUUGAACAGCUACCAGGAAAGCUCCAUAUAUCAUCCUCUUCUCUAUGAUUCAUAGAUGCCCCUCACUUUUAAGGGCCAAUCACAGAGACUGUGCGGAUGUGCAAUUUCAACAUGUCCCCAACACUUGGGAUCUGGGUGUCCGUGCCAAAGGUGUUGAACAGCACCUCCCCCAUACCAGGUCCAUCUCCAUAUCACCCUUCCCAAAUAUCCACCUAUAUAGCCCAUCGGAUAGGCAGUCAUUCCCUCUCAGCCUAACCUACCUUACCAGGUUGUUGUGCAGAUAAACUGGAGGUAGGAAGAACCUGACCUUGGAGGAAGGAUUGAUAAAAAUGUUUUUUUUAAAAAUAUAUAUAUAGUGUGUGACCUUUCCAAAGCACUUUGUCAUAAUGGAUUUCAGGAGUUCGCUGAUUGGUGGGUGCUGUUUUCGAAAAUUAAACGGGGAUCUCUGCACAGUUGUUUUGCUAACACCAAAUAGAUGUCCUUGUCCACUCCUACCCCAUGAUGUUAUUUGUGUCUUGAGGCAGAGGGUUGCAGUGUAUUGCUAAAGCAUAUACAUUGCAUGUAGGAUCUCUGACUAUAUUUAGGUAAAGAGGAUGGCAAGGACCUCUGUCUGAGAAUAUGGAGAAGUCCAGCCUAGCUGAGUAGACAAUCCUGGGCUAGUCGGAUGCCUGCUUGAUACCUAAGGCAGCUUCACAAAGUUCUAGUAGUUGGUCACAGCAGCAAGAGUUGAACGACCAGGCUUUGCCAAGCCCCGACAGGUACCUAGCAAGACCUUCGCAUAGGAUCCAGAUGGCCAGAUCAGCCAGUUCAAGGAAGAGGGCAAUCUUUCGGGCUAAACAGAGCAAGACUUUCCUAUCAAAGCUAAAUCUAUUUUGUUGCUUUAAAAUAAAAUGCAUCAUUUAUAUCA
This is a messenger RNA of Eublepharis macularius, 3479 nucleotides long. Its product is annotated as sodium-dependent lysophosphatidylcholine symporter 1-like. The transcript is spliced from 14 exons. Gene Ontology annotation, biological process: carbohydrate transport. NCBI's taxonomy places the organism in Eukaryota, Metazoa, Chordata, Lepidosauria, Squamata, Eublepharidae. Gene Ontology annotation, molecular function: symporter activity. The record is from RefSeq and is a predicted model, not a curated record. The coding region runs from base 648 to 2204 and encodes 518 amino acids. Gene Ontology annotation, cellular component: membrane.